GCAUGGGUUCCCUCACCAGCCCAGUGCCCUGGGCUACAGUCCAACUCUACAGUUGCUGGCCAUAGUUAAAGAAGUCAAUGCCAUUUCCAAGGCUUUGGAGCUCUUGCAAACCAAUGUCAGAGCCAUUAUCCCCAAAUGAAGAAAACUGCGAACAGUGGCAACUCUUCCCAGGAGUGGACGACCAACUAAUAUUACUCCCAAGAGUGUGACGACGACUCAUCCAGGAAGUCACAAAACCACUUCAAAUAAUAUAUAAAGACCAGCAGUUCUUGUUGGUCUCAGUUAAGGUCAAUGUUCAAGACUCCACCAUAAGAAAAAGAAAAUCAAGAUGGUGGCGAAUACUUUUUCACAGCACUAUAAAUGCUUCAGCAUCCCAUGAAAAUUCCAACAGUUUGAGGAUUACCUUUUUGGCUUCAGAAGUCAAGUGUUCAUUUUUACUAGGAGGGCUGGCAGUGAAUAAUUGUUUAUGCUGCCGUGCCUCAGAAUGAGGGCUGCACAAUAUUGGAAAAAUUGCUUUUUUUUCUAACCUGUGCUAUAUAUUGUGAUCUGCGGUAUUAAUGUUGGAAAAGUUAAUUUUCCCAUGUGAACCAGUUGAAAGAUGAGUUAAUUGUUCCAAAAAUGAGCUAAUCUGGGUCAUAGUUCAUCAUUAACAAUUAUUUAAUGAAGUUCACUGGUCCAAAAAUGAAAUACAGCUUUUUUCUUCCUCAAUAUGUUGCUGAUUGGGUAUUACCCUCAAAAUGAUGGCAUUUCAAAUCUCCAUUGUUGCUACCCAUUCAGUCCACUUUACUAGCGAUCUUUAGCAUUUACCCUACAAUCUUUAAAAACAGUGAAAAAACUUGGUUGAAUUAUGUGUCAUAAAAUUAGGAAUUUAAACAAGACUUUUGUUCUUAAUGUGCAUACAAAGACGCGUCUUUGAGUUUGACAGGAGCGAUGGGAAAAAGGGCAUUGCUAACUGCACUCCUCGCAGCUCUGGCUGACUUUUUUUGUAUUACCACUCUUAUAUUACAAACCAAAAUCCAAAUUAUUGCGGUGUAAUCAUACAGGGUUUUAACUAAAGCAUUCUGAUACAAGUAAUUUUCCUUAUAAUGCAGUUUUACAGUUACAAAAGAACAAUUUCGCUGAAUGUGCUUCGUUUACUCAAGCAGCUGCAGCAUGCCUGCCUGUAGUAGUUUCAUUAUGAAGAGUGAAAUAGGAAAUGCGGUUCUUUAUCAUUAGCAUGUCCAAACGGGUAUCUCUGCUGGUUACUUUGAAUGUUACAGUUGAGUAAUUGAACUCGUUCAGGUACAACACUGCUCUGGGAAUGUGAUUAUCGUGCACAGACCGAUCGUGAUGAUGAUGCUUUAAACAUUCUGUAUCUUGUUCAGCAUUACAAUGAAUGCUCUAAAAUGCAUUUGUACGAUGUGAUUUAAAUUUAAUCUAGUGUUAUCAUAACCAAAGGGCAGAUAUGGGGCCCCAGGUGUGGAGUUCAUGGGUCUCCAUGAUGAGAAUGCCGCAGUCUCACAAAUACACUUUCUCCCCCACCAGGUUGAACUGGUGACUCUACUGGAUGACAACAGUUUGCACAUGUGGACUUUGAGAGCCCACACAGGACUUUCAGAACUUCUAGAGAUAGGACGCUUCACUCUCACUGGUCCACCUGGUGCCCCACCAAGUGUGACGAGAGUGACAGCAGUCUUGGCCCACUCUUCUGGGGAGUUGUUGCUGCUGGGAACUGAGGGGGGGCACGUCUUUAUUGUUCAGGUCCCUGGCUUCAGAGAGCUUGAAGAAAGGAACAUCAGUCUUGCUGAAGUUGCAAACAGCGUACCAGAUGAUAAUUUAGGGCAUAGAAAUUUAGAACAUGUUGAAGCCCUACAGGAGAACCCGGCUAACCCAAAUCAUGUUGCUAUUGGUUAUGGACGAGGUCUUAUUAUCAUCUGGGAUCUUGAGAAACGGUGUGCUAUCCAGCAUUUUCUGGCUACUCAGCAACUGGAAAGUGUGUGGUGGACAGAGGAUAGGGGUUACAUUCUUAGUUCUCACAGUGAUGGAAGCUAUUGUCGUUGGACCUUUGGGGAGGAGAAUGGAAAUGACGUGGAGAAAUCAGAUAUUCCUUAUGGACAUUUCCCAUGCAAAGCAAUUUCUAAAAUAAUUCAGCUACAUACAAAGGAGGGGACACCAUUCCUCCUCUUCAGUGGUGGCAUGCCCAGGGCCAGCUUUGGCGACAGGCACUGCAUUACUGUCAUCCAUAAUAAAACGCACGUGGCCUUGGACUUCACCUCAAGAAUCAUUGACUUCUUCGUUAUCAAAGAUGGACAACUUAACAGUGGGGGUCCAAGUGCGUUAGUGGUCUUGGUUGAAGAAGAGUUGGUAGUGAUUGACCUGAGGGCAGAGGGAUGGCCAGUCAUUCAGACACCUUACCUGGUUCCACUCCAUAGUUCAGCCAUCACCUGCUCUCACCAUGUCUCUGCUAUCCCUCUGAAACUAUGGGAGAGAAUUCUUGCUGCUGGAGAACAACAGAAGACAAAUUACUCCAAAAAGCCUUGGCCAAUAACUGGAGGGCAGAACUUGGCCCCACAUCCUCCACAGAGAGAUCUCUUGCUCACAGGGCAUGAGGAUGGAACUGUCCGCUUCUGGGAUGCCUCAGGAGUCUGUCUAUAUCCCAUGUACAAAUUAAGCACAGCUGGAGUCUUCCACACAGACACUGAGACCAAUGACAAUCAUCAAGGUGCUGAAGGAGAAUGGCCACCAUUCAGAAAGGUUGGGUCCUUUGACCCCUACAGUGAUGAUCCAAGGCUUGGCAUUCAGAAGAUCCACCUAUGUAAAUACAGUGGUUAUCUUGCAUUGGCAGGAACAGCUGGACAGGUUCUGAUGCUGGAGGUCAAUGACGAGGCAGCAGAACAGACUGUGGAAACGAAAGUUGUGGAUUUGCUGCUCGGCCAAGAAGGAUUCCGCUGGAAGGGGCACACACGUCUAGAUGUUCAAGAAGAGCCAGUCCUUUAUGAGCCAGGCUUCCAGCCCUUUUCUCUGGUGCAGUGUCAGCCUCCUGCUGUGGUCACCGCUCUUAGUCUUCACUCAGAGUGGAAGCUAGUUGCAUAUGGCACGAGCCAUGGCUUUGGAUUGUUUGAUUACCAACAGAAAAUGAAUGUAUUCAUCAAAUGCACUCUAAAUCCCAGUGACCAUCUUGCCAUGGAGGGUCCUCUGUCUAGGGUGAAAAGCAUAAAAAAAUCCCUUCGGCACUCCUUUAGACGAAUCAGGCACAGCAGAGUGUCACUACGGAAACAACAUGUCAACAACACUGCCAAGAAGCUCCAGGAGGCGAAUGCUCAUUUGGAGGCUGAACUGUCCAAGACGGAAUUAGCUCCUAUCCAAAGGAAGGUUGAGGCUCGUUCUUCAGAUGAUUCUUUCACUGGUUUGGUGCGGAUACUUUACUUUGCUGACACCUUUCUCUCAGACAGUUCACAUAAUACACCUUCCCUUUGGGCAGGGACCAAUGGGGGCUGUGUAUAUGCAAUUAUACUUCGUCUUCCUUCUGUCGAGCACAGGACAGAUGAGCCCAUCACUGCACACCCUGAAAAAGAAAUCCAGCUCAUGCAUCGGGCCCCUGUUGUUGGCCUCAUCGUAUUGGAUGGUCACGGUUCUCCUCUCCCUGAGCCAUUGGAGGUAGCCCAUGACCUUGCUUGUUCACCUGAUACGCAGGGGGCCCAUCACCUUGUUGUUGUAUCUGAGGAACAGUUCAAGGUUUUCACCCUCCCUAAAGUGAGUGCCAAGAUGAAACUGAAGCUGACAGCUAUUGAUGGCUCUAGAAUACGGCGGGUUGGUGUGGCCUGGUUCGGUAGCAGUCAGUCAGAGCAUUAUGGUGAGAGUGGCCUGGUGGUUCUGACAAAUCAAGGUGACCUUCACGUGGUAUCAUUACCGGGGGUGAAGCUGCAGGUGCGUUUCCCCUGUAUCCGCAAAGAAGAUGUAAGCGGCAUUGCUUCCUGUGUCUUCACAAAACAUGGGCAAGGCUUCUACUUGAUCUCGCCAUCUGAGUUUGAGCGUUUUUCGCUGUCCACGCGCUGCCUCGUGGAGCCUCGCUGUCUUGUAGAAGUUCCACUUGAUUUGGGCGCCUCAAUUCAAGGUGUAAAAAAGCUGGAUGGAUAUUUAUCUGCUCUCAGUGAAACCAGCCAAGAAUUUCAGAAUUCAGAUAGUUCAGCUAGAUGUGUAAUGGAGCAUGCUUUGCUGAAUGAUGAAGAAGUGCUCCAGGAGAUCCAAAAGUCACUAGAAGGAGACCAUGUUUAAAUGGAACACUUCAUCUCAUUACGUAUGAAGAUGAUCUGAGUCCCGAUACCAAGAUGAGUCAACAACCACUCUACAAAAAAACAUGAAAUCCUGGAUCAGCAAUCAGUCUUGGCUUUUAGAAGUAGUACAUUUGCCUCUGUGAUGGAUCUACCCAAAAAUUCUAAGCUCCCCUUCUCAUGUCAUACCCCAGUGUUCUGGAGUAGGAUGCGCUGAGAGUGCCAAUUCAGCAGAGGCCUCACUUAUGUUGACGACAAAAAUUGAAGAAUGAACACCACCACCUGUGAGAUUUUGGACUAUGCUAUCUUUGCUUUUGUUUAUCACACAGAAUACUUUAAUUUUCAGUGUCUUACAUUUGCCUUGUUCAUCAUGUGAUGUAUUUUUAUUUAAAUAAUUUUCAAGCCUGUUUAAAAUUGAUUUUUAUUAACAGAAA
Messenger RNA from Syngnathoides biaculeatus (alligator pipefish), 4684 nucleotides. RefSeq names its product LLGL scribble cell polarity complex component 2 (gene llgl2). The coding region runs from base 1468 to 4254 and encodes 928 amino acids. Gene Ontology annotation, cellular component: cortical actin cytoskeleton; plasma membrane; cytoplasm. The record is from RefSeq and is a predicted model, not a curated record. Gene Ontology annotation, biological process: regulation of Notch signaling pathway; regulation of protein secretion; establishment of spindle orientation. Gene Ontology annotation, molecular function: GTPase activator activity; myosin II binding. The transcript is spliced from 24 exons. Lineage: Eukaryota; Metazoa; Chordata; Actinopteri; Syngnathiformes; Syngnathidae.